Messenger RNA from Nicotiana tabacum (common tobacco), 1531 nucleotides. RefSeq names its product ATG8-interacting protein 1. Lineage: Eukaryota; Viridiplantae; Streptophyta; Magnoliopsida; Solanales; Solanaceae. Gene Ontology annotation, cellular component: intracellular membrane-bounded organelle. The record is from RefSeq and is a predicted model, not a curated record.
UUAUCUCUUCACCCAAAAAUCUUCCCUAUAUAAACCAUUCUCUCUCUUCGCUCGUUCGUCGAGACAGUUUUCAAUCAUUCUCGCCGGAGCUCAGACGUUAUCUACACCGAUCUCACAUCUCUCUUCGCCUUUUGAUUCUCUUCUUUUGUUUCAAUUUCUGAAAGAUGGCUAGCAAUGAGGAAGGGGAGGAAACUGCUCCUCGUGGAAAUGAGUGGGAAGUUGUAUCACUUACACAAUCAGCAUAUGCUGCUGCCCCUGGUCCAAAGCAGGUUGACCCGAAUGAUGAUGAUAAUAAUAGUAGUGCAGAGUAUGUAGCUGAGACUUCCCAGGCAAUGUUUAUGUCUGGUCACUUUGUCUUUCCACCAAGCCAGCAUGAGAAUUUGCCGUUGGAACCCGAUGUUAAUGAGAUCCGUAAUGAACAGGGAGGUGAAGAUGCUGCUCCAGAACUUGUUGCUGAUGAAGGGGGUAAAUCAGAUAUUUAUGAAGGAAGUACAAAAACUAAAAGUGCGAGCACUCCGGGAUCUCCUGGUAUUCAAUUUAUUGAUGAAAAAAAGGGUAACCUGUUAUUUAUUGGUGCAGAAUUUGAAGAAGAUGCUGCCCUGCAAGGCUUAAGUUUGGUAGACAAAGAGCAGAGUUUCCUUGGUACUGCUAACUAUAGUUCAUGCCAGAGUGAAGAACCCAUGGAUCUCUCAGCAACAACAGAGGAAACCAAUGUGCAUGCAGAACCAGUUGAACUCUUUUACCAGGGCUUAGACUCAGGCAUCUCAAAUUUGCCAAAGUCUAAAGAUGAAGAUGAUGAUGAUACAGCUAACCUUCCUUGUCAAGCAUGGUGGAAAAGAGGGGCUGCUUCCCUUGUGGCCCAUGCGAAAGACGCAAAUGCAUUCUGGUCUAUUUUCAUUGCUGCUGCUGUUAUGGGCCUUGUGAUUAUUGGGCAGACGUGGCAGCAAGAAAGGUGGCAGGUGUUGCAAACGAAGUGGCAGGUUGUCCAUGGGGAGAGGAUUGGCAGGAUGUUUGGUCCACUAUCUCGACUGAAAGAUGUGAUUGUUGGGGGUGAUCGCCGUGGUACCUUUAUCAGAGGGAGUGCACCAGCUCAACUUUAAGAUGAUGAUGACGAAAAUGAGUGAAUGAGGGGCCUUAUGCGAAUAUCUUUAUGGUUUGAUAGGGGCUUUAUAAGCAUGCACCUGGGAGUCUUGAUUGUUGGGUUAUAUUCGGGAAGUUGCAGCAGCCCUGUUUUAAUGUUGAUUCCCACGCUUGGCACUGUGCAGCUUAGAAUUAGCUACGUUCUGAAAACUAGUCUACAGAACUUCAUAUGUUAUACAAUUGUUCUCCAAAGGUUUAAGUUGUCUACUGUCUAGUUUUGCUCUUUUGAGGAUUUCAGAAGAGUUCACUGUAUUAUUUUCAUAAUCUAAUUUUUGAGAAGGGUUAGAAUUGUACGUCAUCUUGUACAUAUCUGGUGUCAGAUGGAUCGUUGAAUUUUACGUAUAAAGUUUGCUGGAAUUCCUGCUUACAAUUACAGUCUUUAUUUGUCCCA